Diorhabda carinulata is the source of this 3930-nucleotide messenger RNA. RefSeq names its product putative inactive tyrosine-protein kinase Wsck (gene Wsck). The coding region runs from base 302 to 2488 and encodes 728 amino acids. NCBI's taxonomy places the organism in Eukaryota, Metazoa, Arthropoda, Insecta, Coleoptera, Chrysomelidae. The record is from RefSeq and is a predicted model, not a curated record. Gene Ontology annotation, biological process: positive regulation of kinase activity; protein phosphorylation; cell surface receptor protein tyrosine kinase signaling pathway. Gene Ontology annotation, molecular function: protein binding; transmembrane receptor protein tyrosine kinase activity; ATP binding. The transcript is spliced from 8 exons. Gene Ontology annotation, cellular component: signaling receptor complex.
UCCCGGAAACCCCAUUAAUAUAAUAAUGGUGGUAGCACUGAGUUUAAAUUUAAACAUAACCAUAUCCAACUUUUGGAAAGGUAAAUAAAAAUAUUUAUUUUUUUUACAAUCAAUUAUUGAUCAAACCGGAAAAUAUAAAUAGGAUUUAAAUGAUUGGCACAUAUGAUUAUUUAGUGCAAACAUAAAUAAACGACCAAAAAUGACAAGCCAAUGUAGGAGAGGUUAGAAUUAUUAACUUAUGACUAAUACUUAAUUCUUCAAAUUAAAACAUUCCAAAGAAGACUGAUUAGAGUUAUUGAAGAUGUUUGAAUUCCUGUUAGUUAUUUCUACGAUAAGUUAUGUUUUUUCCUUUGAAAAUACUCUCCUUGGUUGCUAUGAUGAUGUCUCUCCAGGAAAGAGGGUUUCAAUUGAACAAUAUAGAUCAAAAGAAGAAUGUAUUAAAGAUUGUUUCUCGAAGUAUUAUAGGUAUGGUUUUAUUUACAAUGAAGGCAAUUGUAUGUGUGGAAAUUAUUUAGGAGAACAAGUUUCGAAUGGAACCUGUAGUGAAUGUCAGUCUUGUGACUUUAAGAUGAAUUUGACUGACACUUACUUUACAGGAAAUUUAGUGCCUGGACCUCCAAGGAAUUUUCAAGUUUUCAACAUAACAGAAAAUCAUGUAAGGAUAACGUGGCAAGAACCAGAAUCAGUUGUUGAAAUUAUUAAAUAUAGAAUUAAGGCUAUUGUGAUACAUACAUACUCCAGUUAUUCUCCCUAUAGUCCAGAAUGGAUGUAUUCCAAUAAUACAUUUCAAACUGAACUCAUCACAUUGUUACCAGCAACAAAGUACAAUAUAACUUUAUCCACUACUUCUCCAGACGGUGAUGGAGCUUUAGUAUUUAGAGUUAUAGAAACAAAAAUUGGUACUCCUGAUAGUAUACCAACUAAACCAGUUAUAAUAGAAAACCGAGGACAUCAGAUAGAUGUAAAAUUAUUACCUACGCCCAAUAAUAAUGGUCCUAUUACUGCAUAUAAAGUUAUAGUUAUUAAUGAAGAUGCAAAACAAGAUUUUGAUGAAACAAUACUAACUUCUUACAAUGAAGCGAAUAGAAACGGACUUUCAUAUUAUAUAACUGCAGAGUUGACUCCAAAGGAAAUUAAUAAUAUAUUCACUGUUGGUGAUGGUCAAACCUAUGGAAGAUAUUACAAUGCUCCAUUAGAUCCCGAUGUAAACUACAAUAUAAUUCUAGCUUUGAUCAGUAGAUUACAUGAAGUAGAAAAGGUUGUUUACAGUAGCGGUGCAGUAACUGGAAGUGGAGUCUCAAUUCUAAAUGUAUCUGAUGAUCAAAUUGUUGGUGAUUCUCGUACUGUUAUUAUCGGAUUAUCAGUAGCAAUUGGUUUACUUACAUUCAUGUUGAUUGCUGGUAUAAUUGGAUUCAUUAUUUUGAAAAGUAGAGUGGUUAAUAGAAGACACAGGCUCUCGGAUAACCAAGAACUAACCCUUCAGGGUCCUAUGAUAGAAGUGGAAAACAACGGUUACAUUCAUGAAGAUGAACAUGUUCCUGUUAACCACUACAGAAACCUUAAACAAAAAGUGAGAACUAUUCCUUCCAGCCAAUUGAAUGUGGAGCCAACUAACUUACUAGGAGUAGGCAGAUACGGCAGAGUCAAUAGUGCUGGUGUUGUAGAAAACGAUAACAUAACGCUAGCAGCUGCUUACACUAUUCAAGACAAAAAAAUGUCGCAAGAAACUAGAAAAACGAUGCUUCAAGAACUUGAUGUGCUCAUCAAAGUUGGUAAACAUGACAAUGUUAUAGGUCUAAUUGGUAUUUGUGAAACUUCCUAUAUUAUGUAUGUUGUAUUGGAACAUGCAUCAUUAAAUCUCAAGGAUGUUUUGCUGGGAAGCAGGGACUCUUUACCCGGAAGGUUUAGUAGUAUGUCUGAAUUUCAGGCAUUGGAUACUGCAAUACAAGUAGCAAGAGGAAUGGCUUAUCUUGAUCACUGUAAGAUUAUUCACAAACAACUAUGUGCUAGAAGUGUCAUAAUAGCUCCUGGAGGAAUUGCGAAAGUCACUAGUUAUGGUAUCGCUCAGUACUUCAGCCAUAACAAAAUUCCUGAUUAUACUAGGUGGACAGCAGUAGAGGUUUUCAAAAAUUAUCCACCAAACACAAAGAGUGAUGUAUGGUCUUUUGCUUGUUUGAUGUGGGAAAUAUGUGCGCUAGGUGCCACCCCAUAUGGUAAUGUCGCAAACAACAAUGAGAUUCCAGAAAAGAUUGUAAGAGGACUUCGACUUCCACAAUUACAGUAUAUCAAUGACGAGUUGUAUCAACUUAUGUUGGACUGUUGGCAGCUAGAUUAUGACGAACGUCCAUCCUUUAUGCAACUAGUUGAAUCUCUAGAUAGUUUUAAGAAAAAUCCUACCGUACCAUACAUCAACUUCAAUACUUAUCCGAACUUUCAAUACGAUCAAUUUUAUCCCGACAUGGAACUAGCUGUUCGACCAGUAUUCUAAGUUAUUCUUCAACUUGUACUUUUAUAUUCACUAAACUGUAUUUAUGGAACGUUUUAGUCUCUCUCUAUUUAAAUAUUUACCUCAAUUUUGGGAUCUAACAUUGUAUUUUAUUUAUAGUAGUAUUAACCCAUCCCUUUUGAUGGUGUUUAUUAUCAUCCCUCUUUUUUAUAUUGUCUAUUUUCUUACACAAGGAAACAGUAUACUUAUUUUUCCCUCAAAAAUUAACAAAUUUAGUUUAGUUAACAAAUGCAACUUAUUGUAAAAUCGCGAUAGAAAUUUUUUGCCGGUGGAUUAUUACUUGUUAAUCUAUCCUGUAAGUUACUAAAUUUUUUCAAAUUGAAAUUCCAAUAUUUACUAUGUUUAAAUAAUAUUUUUUGUUGAAAUAUUCGCUUGCGCUGAACCGAAUACCUGUUUUCGAACGUAUUUUCAGCCCUUGAUAAAAAUUAAAGACCAAUAAUGACAUACACAGCAGAAACGUCCAAAACACAAAGAAUGCUGGAAACAGCUGAGAUGAGAAUACUGAGGAGAAUCACGGGAAACACACUGAGAGAUCGAGUAAGUAACUACUACAUUAGAACAAGAUGUAAUGUAGAGAAGAUUAAAGAGCGGUUAUUAAAUAAAAAAAGGAUGGAACAACCAUAUAAGUAGAAUGACAGAUGAUAGGGUAGUAAAGAUCGCAAGAGACAAAUCGCCGGCCGGGAGAAGAAGUGUCGGUCGGUGCCGGAAAAGAUGGAGAGAUAAUAUAACUUAAAAGCGCAACAAAAGAUAGAAACAGGCAGAAUUGCUUAUAGAAAAGAUAGAAGAAGAAGAUAAAAAUUAUAAAUAUUAGUUCUACACUUCCGGAAGUGUAAAACUUCCUCGGCUUUUCGAAUCUUUUAGCAGAUUCAGAAUAUUUCAUAGUUUUUGAGAUAUAAGCAAAAAACCAAAUCCUUUUUUUUAGUUAAAUUGUUUAUAACUUUUACUAAUUUUUGCGAGCGCAUCUUUAAUUCUUUCAAAAAUUUUCUACAUGCGAUUAUGAAUCGAGUAACAGUAUUUUUAGGAGCCGGCGAAAAAGUUUUGACCUAAAAAACUCUUAUUGACUAGACUAUUUCUUUGGUUGUGAUUUAGAUAGUUUUGUUCUGCAUACUGCAAAUAUUUUAUUUUUCUCAGCUUCCGAAUGAAUUUUAUAUUUAGCUCUAAUUUCUUAAGUGGUGUUCAUUUUAAAUUUAAGAUUAUACCAAAAUAAUUAGUUUUAAACUUUUUAGUUGUGUAAUGAGUCGAUACAUUCCUUAUUUAUAAUUUUUAAAGUUUACAAUAACUAGUGGAUUGGAAUCUAUAUUAUGUAAUUUCUUGUAAUAUUUCACCUGUAUUUCUAAUUACAGUAGUAGUUUAUAUUUAGUUUUUAUAUUUGUGACAAUGUAAGAACACACUCCAUGAAAAAAGAAUAAAUUUAUUAAAUUACA